AUGGCCUGUAUGGUGCGAGGAGAGCCGAAGAAAGUUCUAAACACUGGAUUGAAAUCUGUACGUGAGAAGAUGGAUGCCGUCGCAGCGAACACAAGAGCCCAGGUUGAUCGAGAAAAGCGAGCAAAAGAAGCUCUCGCUGAAGCGAAUUUAAGAGAAGAGCGUGCUUUGAGUAAGAAGAGAAAAAUACUGGAUGAGAUAUCAAAGGCAGAACAAGAUAUGGAGAAAAUCGAAACGCAAGUCAGUUACUGUAAGGAACGAUUGUAUUUUGCCAAUCAGAGAUACGACGAGAACGCGUACAUGAAGGUAUUUUUAGAGAAGAAUAAAGUUGAUGUGGGUUCGAUGGAGUGUUCCGUUGAACAGUAUCGAGAGAAAACUAAGUCGACUGUCCAGGCUAUUGCUAAAAUGCAAAAGACCAUUGAAAACAAAGAGAGGGAGAUUCUGGCACAAGAAAAGCGGGAGUUGACAGCUAGAGAUCGAAUGAGUAGGAUUCAAGAAAAACUUAGGGCAGUGGAGAGAGCAGGCCAGGGAUUUUCACAGAAUUAUACGCCAAUAAAUGAGAAACAGUAUUUGAAAAUAUUGGAGGAAAUGAAAGAAAAGAUCUCCAAGGCUGUUGUCCGGCGAAAGAAGGCUGAAAAGAAAGCAGACGCUUUGGAAAAAGAUAUUGUGGAAAAAGAAAAACAAAUAGCGGUGGUCAAAAAACGAAAUGCCGAACUCACGCAGACCACUAAUGAACUCAGGGGAUCUCGAGUAUGA
Molecule: messenger RNA, 753 nt
Organism: Porites evermanni
Lineage: Eukaryota; Metazoa; Cnidaria; Anthozoa; Scleractinia; Poritidae
Source: the annotation of a GenBank genome assembly